AUGGAGAUACAUAAGGGUGAGAGAGAAAAGCGAGUCGAGCAUGAAUUGGAGAGAACAAAUGCAUAUGUGCUGGUUUUACUAAAGGACAAACGGCGAUUGAACACGGAGCUGGAAAACGAGCGAAAGGUAUCAAGGAAGUUGAGGCAAGAAUGUUAUGAUUUAAGAAGAAAACUUGGAGCACAACAGAACGUUGGAAGCGGGUUAGAUUCUUUCGCCACUACUGACUGUCUCAUUAAUAUGAGCGAAAACAGCACCGAAGAACUGGAGAGAAAAAUUCGCAAACUUGAGGAGAGUUUGUGCGAAUCACGAACCCAGAUUAAGUCUUUAGAGGAACACAAAACCGUUCUGGAAUCAGAGAUACUACGGUUGGCGGAAGCGCUCGGUAAAGACAGCUCAUCGUCUGAUUUGGACCUUAUGAUAGAACAGCUGAAUAUUUACGAAACUGAUUUUCAGAAGGAGAGGGACGACAGAGAAAAAGCGGAGACUAAAGUUUCCGUUCUGACUGAUCAAAUCUCUGAUUGUCAGGAUUUGAUAUCAUCGCUUACGCGUGAGGUAGACUUGUAUAAAAAUGCUUUCGAGCGGGAAAAAAAGGACAAAGAGAUUGCGCUUGGACGCGAUCGCGAGAAAGGGGAAGACCUAACAGUAAAAUUACCAACUUUCCCUACUGCUGGCUCUUCGCCGAAUUUUCCGGGAAGCGAACAUAAUCAGGAGCUAGCGUCACCAGUUCAACCGCCUCAUUUACAAGUCGUUUAUCCAGUUGUAGAUUCUAGAAUACAGCAUCAAAAUUCAAUAAGGAAAAGGGAACUUCAUAGAAGAGGGGUUCUGACAAGAGACAGCCCCGAAUCUUUGAACUAUAACUAG
Messenger RNA from Porites evermanni, 861 nucleotides. The record is from the annotation of a GenBank genome assembly. NCBI's taxonomy places the organism in Eukaryota, Metazoa, Cnidaria, Anthozoa, Scleractinia, Poritidae.